Messenger RNA from Acanthisitta chloris (rifleman), 838 nucleotides. Its product is annotated as attractin-like. The record is from RefSeq and is a predicted model, not a curated record. The annotation marks the transcript as partial. The transcript has 4 exons. Gene Ontology annotation, cellular component: Golgi apparatus. Lineage: Eukaryota; Metazoa; Chordata; Aves; Passeriformes; Acanthisittidae.
UUGUUUCCUGUCCUUGCUCCUGGUGGCAGCUGUGGUUUGGAAGAUUAAGCAGAGUUGCUGGGCAUCGCGACGGAGAGAGCAACUACUGCGUGAGAUGCAACAGAUGGCAAGUCGCCCCUUCGCCUCCAUCAACGUUGCCUUAGAAACAGAUGAAGAACCACCAGAUCUCAUCGGGGGAAGCAUAAAGACUGUACCAAAGCCCAUUGCACUGGAGCCCUGCUUUGGGAACAAAGCAGCCGUUCUCUCCGUGUUCGUGAGGUUGCCUCGAGGACUUGGGGGUAUUCCACCACCAGGACAGUCAGGUCUUGCCGUGGCCAGUGCACUGGUGGACAUUUCACAACAGAUGCCAAUUGCCUACAAAGAGAAAUCGGGCGCCAUCCGGAAUCGGAAACAGCAGCCCCCUGCACAGCCAGGAACCUGUAUUUGAUGCAUGGACAUCAGAAACUGUCUAGGGUUUUAAACAAAAUGGAAAAGGAAUACCGAGGAGGAGAAGGAGGAGGAGGAGGAGCAGAAAGAUUUCCAAGUUGUGUCCCAAGAGACUAGAAGCACUCGGAUAAAAAACACACGACUUCCUUGACCCCGACUUUUUUCUCUCAUCUACGUGCUAGUUGGCUUUAUUUGACAACUGCUCCACUUAAGUUUUACUGACACGUGGCUUCAGAUUGCUCCUUUGUUUUUCUUCAAGUUGAAAGUGAAAUGAUUUCCCUGCAGGAGCGGUGAGAUCCGCCACUGCCGUUCCUGGGCCGUGUAAAUGGAACAGUAGUCCAAUAUGAAUGACACUCAGGUUUCUACAUGGAAAGUGCUUUGUAGUUCAUGUAUUUAUCAAACUGUACAAAAA